AUUUGAGAGGUUUCAACGCGUUAGUAAGGGCGGAGACACGUACACUCGCUAACUCCAUGUACUGUAGAUUUCUCAUUCAGCAAUUAGUUAAACUACUGUUAACGAGUUGGACUCGGGGCACUUCGCGUUUGUAACUGGACAUGGCAGCAGAAGCGGCUCCGUUUAAGGUCUCCUCUCUCAGUGGGAAAGUUGCGCUUGUCACUGGUGCCAGCUCAGGAAUAGGGGCUUCAACAAGCAUUUUGUUUGCCAAGUUGGGUGUUAAGCUGGCACUUAAUGGACGAGAUGUGGAAAACUUAACAAAGACUGCCAAACAGUGCAAGGACGCAGGACAACAUGAGCCACUGCUGGUACCUGGUGACCUGACAGAUGAAGACACUGUUAAGAAGACCAUUGAGAAGACUAUAGCUCACUAUGGAAGACUGGAUGUGCUUGUUAACAGUGCUGGAAUCCUCGUCAUGGGAAGCAUUGAGACAACGAAUAUGGAACAGUAUGACAGAGUCAUGAACACCAAUGUUAGGUCUGUUUACCAUCUCACCCACCUUGCUGUGCCACACCUGAUAAAUAGCAAGGGCUGCAUUGUGAAUGUCUCCAGUGUAAAUGGGCAAAGAUCUUUUCCGGGAGUGCUGGCCUAUUGUAUGUCAAAAUCUGCAAUUGACCAGUUCACGAGAUGCACUGCUUUAGAACUGGCUUCUAAACAGGUGCGUGUGAAUUCUGUUUGUCCUGGUGUAAUCAUCACUGAAGUGCACAAGCGGGCAGGUCUUGAUGAAGAACAAUAUGCCAAGUUUCUAGAGAAAUGCAAAGAGACUCAUGCUCUUGGAAGACCCGGAGAAGUGGAUGAAGUUGCUCAAGCAAUUGCAUUCCUGUCUUCUGACGCAGCUUCCUUCAUCACAGGAGUGAACUUACCAGUGGAUGGGGGGCGGCAUGCAAUGUGUCCCAGAUAAGAAGAGCAGGAAUGCUCAUGUAGUCUGCCACUAGGGGGCAGUAUUGGUACAUGAGAUUACAACCACAUCUAGAAUGUAUUGUUGUACUUUCAUUAACAAAAAAAUAAUGCAUAAUGCAGGUGAAAGAACCCCCAAUUCAGAUUUGUUUCUGCUUAGUUUUCAGAAACUAAAUUACAAGUAUGAAAUUCCUUGUAGAACAGUUUCUAAAGUUGAGCUUGAGGGGCUAAUAAAGGCUUUUUUGUUAAGUGUUUGUAAGUCUUGCUACUUUCCUGGGGCAAGCGCAAAUACACCGAUGGAGCUGACCAGCUGGAAUGAACAUGUAUGGCUGCUUAUUCAAAUUCACUGCCAGUGGCUGUAUGUGAGGCUCGAAGUGUAGAAGCAGCAAUUAUAAGCUAAAAGCUUGAAUUUCUGUUGGCAUAAAAUAUCGUCAUCCACAUAAUGUUGACAGUUCAGCUGAGUGGGUUAUUAACAUACAUAUAGCCCCACUGCAAUGCACUGUGGGCCAAAUGGACUCUUGAAAGUACAAGAUCUGCAUUUCCAUUGCCCAAACCCUGCACUCUCAGGGCAAGCAAACUGGUCCUUUCCUCCCUCAGCAAGCCAGUUCAUUUAUGUCUCUUUCUCACUGAGAAGCAGUCAUGUACAAUCUCGUUAAAUUAAUUACUGCAACAUUUAUGUGUGUUAGACUGUAAGUGUAAAACAUUAGUGUGUCUUUGGAAAUGCCUUGCACUGUUUGGUGUGUUUUGAUAAUGGGUAAAUAUUUCAGCAAAAUUAUAAAACUAAACUUUAAAACAACAAACACAUGAAACAUCAAUACACAGCGUGUAACUCUCUCCACUGGAAUGAGACUUGUGCACCACAAAUAUUCAGCUCUUUCAAAUGCUUUUAGUACAGUAAAUACCUCUCACCCUGGGCUUUGGCAAGGUAUAAAGCCAGAUUGACUUAAAAAAAUGCAUUCAUAAGAAAAGUAGCUGUAUGGAUUCUAGACAUGUUAAGCAAAUGAGAAAAAAAUGGAAAAUGUAAAUGGAAAACGGCAUAAGUGCAAGACUACAGUUUAUGGAAUGAAUUUUAAACACUAAAGCCCAGUUCGUUUCAAAUAUUUAUUGAACAUCUGAAAAUUGUUAAUGCAAGACAAUGGAAAUUACUGAAGACUGUGUAUAGCAGAAGACAUUAGAGCUACAGGAAGUAGGACAGAGCAAUGAAGAUCGCUGUACUUAUUUAAAAAGGCAAUGUUUGCUUAAAAAAAAAAAACCAACAACUGUUUUUGGCUGUUAUCUCUUAAAUGCAGACAGAAUUAUAACUACAAAAUAAUAAUAAUAAUAAUAAUAAUAAUAAAAAAAACAAUGAAUGCUACCAGAUUUGUAUGUUUAAAUGUGAGGUAUUUUGAUAAUUAUUUAAAGUAUAUGUUACUUGAACAGAUGAAAUGGAUAAAAACAGAACUUUUCACAUAUUCUUCAUACUGUUCUUUUUGUUAACACGAUAAAUGCAGAAGCACAGAAAAUAUUCCUGGUACAGUACAGUUCUGAUUAAUAGAAAAACACUGACAUUUUUUUCCUUUUAAGCACCAAAUUUACAUAUUAUAGCAAGUUAAAUUCUAUAAGUAACUUCAGAACCUGGUGGGUGCUGAAGCAAAAAACAAACACAUUUUUUUUUCACUUUUACCUAAACAAAGAAAACCUUAUUAGGUUAACAUAACCACGUUUUCAAAAACAUUUAAAUAACAUUAAAUUAGCAGGAAGGGAUCCACUGUAUACAACAAAGCUUGCACAAUUAUACACAGUUUGUUUUCAAAACAAACAAAAGCUUACUAUUAAAAAACUAAAUCUUCACUAAAGUUUUUUUUUCUUUUUUUAAGAUAUUAAUUACAGCAAUUGGGGGUUAUGUACAAAAGAGCUGAAAAUAUAUAUUUUUUAAAAAGUUAUGUUUUAAAAUUCCAUGUAGAUUUUAAGUACAAGGUUUUGCGGCAUGAAUGGAACACGUCACAUUAAGACCUGUUUUUUCUAUACUUUUUAAAGUUUAUAAAAAUAUUCCCUUAAUUAAAAGGCACUUAAGUUAAAAGGCAGUUAUUGCUCAAUAGUGCGACAGCACUGCUGACUUAAGACACAAAGCUCUACACAGAAAUCUGUGGUUAUAACAGCACCAGGUAAUGUUUUUUUUUUUAAAUAUGUUGAACGAAAAGCUAAUGAGAAGUGGAGCACCAUAUAUUAAGAGAUGGGAGGUAGACAGACUAUUAGAAAGAACCCCUUAGGAGUCACUCCUAAUAUGUAUUUCUUUUCAAUAAUUAUUCUUUACAUCAAGAAUUUCUAAAUUCAGGAAUACUAAUGAUAAAAUUGGGAAUUAGCUUAAAUAAUUAGCCAGGCAAAUUCAAAACCUACUUGGCCAAAGCCUACUUGUUAUUAGAAUGAUCUGUGGGUGCAAUGACUGGGCAUUAGUAAAAGAAAAUCACGGAUUCUACUUUUGGAUGCAUCCAAAUAUGCAUAUAUAUUUAUAAAUAUUUUUUAAAAGGAACCCCUGAAUUGCCUAAAAGUUAUGCACAAAAAAGCUGAUUUUUUAAAAAUCUCUAUUGCACUGUCAAAUUAUUUGUUUACAUAAAGAUAUUUAACUUACAAAAUUACAAAAGACUUAAAAAAAACAAAACAAAAAACAAAAACAA
Acipenser ruthenus (sterlet) is the source of this 3591-nucleotide messenger RNA. RefSeq lists its product as uncharacterized. The transcript has 8 exons. NCBI's taxonomy places the organism in Eukaryota, Metazoa, Chordata, Actinopteri, Acipenseriformes, Acipenseridae. The record is from RefSeq and is a predicted model, not a curated record. Gene Ontology annotation, molecular function: oxidoreductase activity. Bases 141 to 941 code for a protein of 266 amino acids.